This is a messenger RNA of Magallana angulata, 858 nucleotides long. RefSeq names its product protein cereblon-like. Lineage: Eukaryota; Metazoa; Mollusca; Bivalvia; Ostreida; Ostreidae. The record is from RefSeq and is a predicted model, not a curated record. The transcript is spliced from 6 exons. Bases 54 to 563 code for a protein of 169 amino acids.
AAUUUUUAGUAAGCAAAUCCCAGAAUGCACUGCGGUUAAAAUGUCGAACCACGAUGUCCAACUCGACAAAUAGGGAGCUUGUAAAAUUUAUUUGUUAUGUUUUCUUAGCGUACCUCUUAGACAAAUCUGUCAAAGCAGUACCAGGAGAUUACGUUGACUUUAUAUUAUGCAGAAGUUGUGGACAUGAAAUCCUUCACCCAUCAGCCAUAAUCCAAGUUCCCAGUAAAGUAGCUCACAGACAGAGAAAUGACACCAUUGCUGGCCGAAAUGGGACGCUAAUACAGUUGUUUAAAAACCCAGAUGGUGCCUUCUUUGAGGUGAUCUCUGCCACUGAAGCUAAUCUUACUGAGGUGUCCAAGCCAUCUGACCUUAUGACCUGGUUUCCCGGAUACCACUGGACCAUCUGUGUAUGUCCAAUGUGUAUGAAGCAUGUAGGAUGGAAAUACCAUGCAACAUCCCCAGAGAGAAAGCCCCAGUCCUUCUUUGGAAUAAUUCUAGACAAUAUUUUACAGCAAUCAGAAGCUGAGUCGAUCAUUCACAUACCUAAGGCCUACACCAGCUGACACGGAAUGAUUGUGUUAUAUGUUUAACAUGUAAUACCGCCACAGAUUUCUAAACAAUUUAUCUACAGCGAUUCUUCUUCACAUUGUCAAGACAAAUAAUUGAAAGGUCUAAAAAUGAAUGAUUAAAAUGAUGUGUAAAUGUAUUGCCAUUGAUGUAGAGGUGAUGGGUGUAAGAUAUAUGACUGAUAACCUUGACCCCUUUGACAUGCCAAGGUCAACCUAUUGUAUUUCAUUUUUGCCCAGUGAUAAAAAGAGAGGAUGUGCUUUGAAAUAAAUUAAUUGUUCAUCAAAUUUA